Quercus robur (English oak) is the source of this 1023-nucleotide messenger RNA. RefSeq names its product vacuolar cation/proton exchanger 2-like. The transcript has 7 exons. Gene Ontology annotation, biological process: calcium ion transmembrane transport; intracellular calcium ion homeostasis. The record is from RefSeq and is a predicted model, not a curated record. Gene Ontology annotation, cellular component: plant-type vacuole membrane. Bases 91 to 924 code for a protein of 277 amino acids. Lineage: Eukaryota; Viridiplantae; Streptophyta; Magnoliopsida; Fagales; Fagaceae. Gene Ontology annotation, molecular function: calcium:proton antiporter activity.
UGUUUCUAUAUGCAUUCUCAUCAGUGAGAAAACAACUAGAAAGCUCAUUUCUCAGCCAGACAGCACUUGCACCUUUCAAAACGCUUCCAGAUGAUAUCCAUGGAGGAAAGGAUAUACCUUGAACACGAGGAGAUAUCUACAUCCCGACGCAACAGAACUGAAGUGCAUGCUUUUGAGUUUGAGACAUUUGAUCUUAGGCCUAAUGAUAAUAAUGCCAGCUCUUCAAUCUUCAAGCGUAUUUGGAUCAGUCUUCCCAGAAGUAUUUACAUUGUGUUGUUCAAGUUACGAGUUAACAUGCUAUUACCUUUUGGUCUUAUUGCCAUAUUGGUGCAUCAUCUUUCUGAAAAGCAAGGAUGGGUGUACAUCCUCAGUUCAGUGGGCCUAGUACCUUUACCGGAGCUUCUGGGUGUUGGGGUAGAGCAACUUGCAUACUACACAGGACCUUCAGUUGGAGGUCUUUUAGAUGCUAUGUUUUGCAAUGUAACAGAACUGAUCAUUCCAAUUUAUGCGUUGAAAUAUGGGAUGGUAAGAGUUGUUCAACAUUUCUUGUUGGGCUCCAUACUAUCAAAAUUACUGUUAGUGCUAGGAAGUGCAUUCUUCACUAGAGGGACUCUUGAUAAUAGGAGAGCUCAGGCGUUCACUGAGAAAACUAUCUUGGUGAAUAUAGGAAUGUGGUUGAUGGCUUUUAUGGCAAUAAUGUUUCCUACCCUUCUUCAUUCCACAAACACAGAAGUUUAUUUUGGGAAGUCGGAGUUGUCACUCUCAAGAUUCAAUAGCUUUAUAAUGCUAGUGACUUACAUGAGUUACCUUUUCUACCAACUAAAAUUUCAGCAGAAGCAGAAUCCUAUUGAUGAGGGAGUCACUCAUGAAGAAAAUAUAAUAGUAAUAAUAUUACAAACUGAGUAUAUAUAUGCAAAAUCUUGAUGCUCUAACAAUCACAAUGGUAUGCCAUGGGUUUUGAUUGGACCACCGAUCAAAAGUUAUCACACAAAUAAUUUUCAAUGACCGUGGCUCACUUGCACA